AUGUCGAAGCGCGGCUCUGGAGCCUCCGGCAACAAGUUCCGCCUUACACUCGGUCUGCCUACGGGCGCCGUGAUGAAUUGCGCAGACAACAGCGGCGCCAAGUCGCUCUUCGUUAUCGAGCCGUACGGUUUCGGCUCGCAUCUUAACAGACUUCCCGAUGCCGGUGUUGGCGACAUGUUCGUCGCAUCCGUGAAGAAGGGAAAGCCCGAGCUGAGGAAGAAGACCAUGCCUGCCGUUGUCAUCCGUCAACGCAAAUCCUGGCGCCGGAGAGAUGGUCUCUUCCUAUACUUCGAGGACAACGCCGGUGUCAUUGUAAACAACAAGGGUGAGAUGAAGGGUUCGGCGAUCACAGGCCCAGUAGCAAAAGAAUGCGCUGAUCUCUGGCCUCGUAUCGCCUCCAACGCCGGUACUGUGGUAUAA
Molecule: messenger RNA, 420 nt
Organism: Heterobasidion irregulare TC 32-1
Lineage: Eukaryota; Fungi; Basidiomycota; Agaricomycetes; Russulales; Bondarzewiaceae
Exons: 5
Coding region: 1-420 (139 amino acids)
Biological process (GO): translation
Cellular component (GO): cytosolic large ribosomal subunit; ribosome
Molecular function (GO): structural constituent of ribosome; large ribosomal subunit rRNA binding
Source: RefSeq, a predicted model, not a curated record